Messenger RNA from Episyrphus balteatus (marmalade hoverfly), 2251 nucleotides. Its product is annotated as nose resistant to fluoxetine protein 6-like. The record is from RefSeq and is a predicted model, not a curated record. The transcript is spliced from 10 exons. NCBI's taxonomy places the organism in Eukaryota, Metazoa, Arthropoda, Insecta, Diptera, Syrphidae. Gene Ontology annotation, molecular function: acyltransferase activity, transferring groups other than amino-acyl groups. Bases 47 to 2098 code for a protein of 683 amino acids.
GUUUUUAGUUCUUUUUAAUUCUUAUGAGGCACCACUUCCAAACGUUAUGAGUCUUCUGUACUUGUUUUUAGCAAUCGUUCUUUUUAUAAACGGUUAUCAAUCAAUUUCUAUUGUUAACAAUGUGACAGUGUCCAGUGAUAUUUUGAGUGAAGUUUUCAUCAAUGAAAUCAAAAAUAACCCAAAUAAGAUCUAUUCAUCUGUCGAUGAAGAAAAUGAUUCAUAUGACUCGAAAAAAUGUCUUCAAAGUUUGAGGGAAAUAGUAAAUCGUUAUCCAAGUCGUCAAGUUUCUCGAUUUUUGGAUUCCUGGGGAAGUUUGCCAUCCGGAAUUGAAUCGGGAAAUGAAUACGAUUUAGGAAACUAUGAUCAAUGUAUUAGAACUUCUGUGACUUUUAAUAAACCCAUUGGUUUGGUGAAUAGUCAAUAUUGUUUUGUAACAAUUCAACUUGAAAAGAAAUCACCACCUGUUUAUGACAUUCACUGGUGGAAUCUUGAUCCAAUUUUAAACACAGGAAUAUGCAUUCCUGAAAGCUGUAGCCCUCAAUUGUUAACUUCAAUUUUUAAGGAAUCAGUGAGAGGAGAAUUUGAUGGAGCGUUGUCAGAAAUUUCUGUUGGACUUUGUUCGAAUGGAAAAAUUCCGCCACUCACUACAAUGAAUAUUAUUGGAUUGUCUGUAUUUGGUGUGGUGACAAUUUUGAUGGUUUUGAGCUCAUGUUAUGAAUUUUAUACAACUCAUUUUGAAAAAAAACCAAUCCAAAUCUUAUUGGCCUUCUCGGUAUUUACAAAUGGUAGAAGACUUUUUGCAAUUAGCACUAAAAAAUCUCGAAACAGCAUCGAUUGCCUGACAGGAAUGCGAGUUCUAUCAACAUUUUGGAUUAUGAAUCAUCACACUUAUACAAAUAUUCAUGGUACACCAAUUAUUAACAAUCAAGAUCAUAUUGCAUGGUUAUACAGUCCCGAAUUCUUCCCUGCUUUAAAUGCAAGUAUAUCAGUUGAUACCUUCCUUUUCAUGGGAGGUCUGUUAGUGGCUUGGAUUGGAUUUCGAGGACUUGACAAAACAUCUGGAAAAAUCAACCCGUUGAUGAACAUUGUUCAUCGUUAUUUUAGACUUACUCCAGUUUUAGCAGCAGGUCUUUUAAUGGCUUACAGUGUGAAUAAAAUCAUGUAUACAGGCCCAAUAAAAGACGUUCAAAUGAUAAAAAAUGGUUGCGAUGGUACAAAUUGGUGGCCCGUUUUGCUUUACAUUCAAAAUUACUAUGUUCAGGAUAAAAAAUGUUACGAUGAAGCUUGGUAUUUAGCCAUUGAUUUUCAAUUAUAUGCCCUUUCUCCACUACUUUUAAUCCCGAUGUGGAAAUGGGGAAAAAAAUUCGCACCAGUCUUACUUGCUCUAGGAUUGGGGUCAAUUGCAUGGGUUAUGGCAAUCUACAUUUCAAACGGUUAUACUGGACUUACGUUAGGAGUAAAUCCUCAUGAAUGGGAAAAAGUCUACACUCCAACUCACACGAGAUGUGCAACUUGGCUGCUUGGAUUUGGUUUUGGUUAUUACUUGCAUAAAAAUCGUCAACUUGUUCAACUUAUUGGCUGGUUUGUUAGUCUUUUUACUAUGACAGCUGUAGUUUUUGGACCAUAUUUCACAUUAAGUGCAAAUGGCCAUGGAACCGUUUUCGAGGCUGCAAUUUAUGAAGGUUUAAAACGCAUAUCCUGGGGAUUAGCUCAUGUUUGGAUAACAUUUGCUUGUUAUUAUGGUUAUGGUGGAUUUGUUGAUACAUUUUUGUCUCAUCCAUUUUGGCAGCCAUUGGGACGUUUAACUUAUGCAAUGUAUAUGAUGCAUAUGGCAGUUGAACGAAUGCAUUUUGGAAUGACACGAACUGAAGUAUAUUUUUCAGUUUAUAAUGAGUUUUUAUAUUUUUGGAGUGCUUUGGGGCCAACAAUUUUUAUAGCGAUUUAUGUUACUCUAGCUUUUGAGUCACCAAUUUUGAUACUGGAAAAGUUUAUAUUCAGUGGAGAUAAACCAGUGCAAAAGUCAAAUACAGAACAAAAUACUGCGGUUGUUGUUCCUCCCAGUAGUAUUGUCGUUGAUCAGUCAGUGAAAAAAAAUUGAUAUUUACUAAGUUUAUUUAAGACGGUUAUAUUAACAAUGUGAUAUUUAAGAACUAAAAAGAAAGAGGAUUCAUCUUGAUUUUUAUCUUAAAAAUAUUUUAUUGAAAGGAACUUUGUAAUUUAAACGAAAUAUAAAAUAAGUUAAUAAGUUAAA